AUUGAAAUAAACAUUUAAAUUUUUAUAUAUUGAUUUAUAACACGUAUUCAAUGAUUACUUAUAUUCAUUUAAUAACAGAAUGAUAGUAAAAAACUGUAUUAGAGGAUUGUUUUGCCGCUUUGUACAAACGAUAAGUUGUGUACGAAAAAAUUCAACAGCAAAAUAUUGUUUGGAAUUAGUUAGAAAACAUGAUUUUGAAAAUUAUUUAUGUACCUUAUUAUUACACAAAAAUAUAAGAAGAACUGGGUUUGCUGUCAGAGCAUUUAAUAUUGAAAUAGCAACUCUUCAAGAUCAAAUAAGUGAUAUGAAAAUUGGAGAAAUGCGGUUUAAAUUUUGGGAGACAUCUUUAAUUGAAAUAUAUAAAAAUAAAAUCCCAAAACAUCCUGUGCUUAUUGAACUUUAUACAGCAAUAAAAACACAAAAAUUAAGUAUAAUAUAUUUGAAACGUUUAAUCUCAUCUCGAGAAAAUUAUAUGUUAAAUUCAUCUCUAAAAACCAUUGAAGAUUUGGAAACUUAUGCUGAAAACUCUGUUUCGCCAAUUUAUUAUUUGUUUCUAGAAGCAAUGGAGAUUAAAGAUAUGACAGUUGACCAUACUGUAAGUCAUCUAGGUAAAUGUCAAGGAAUUGUGAACAUUAUUAGAGGUAUUCCUUAUAAUUCAAAAUCUGGACGUAUAUCAAUACCUCAAGAUAUCCUGUUAAAAUAUAAAGUAUCUUAUGAAAAUAUUAUAAGAAAUUCAAGUGAACAGAAAGUGCGUGAUGCAAUUUAUGAAUUGGCUUCAAGAGCUAAUAGUCAUCUAAUGAAGGCCAAAAAAUUAGAAAAGGAAGGAAAUAAACGUAUCAAAUCAAUAUGUUUACCAUUUGUUCCUCUUCAUUUGUAUUUAGAAAAACUUCGAAAAGCAGAUUUCAAUGUAUUUGAUAAACAACUACAAGAACGAAAUAAUUUAUUACCUAUGAAACUAUUAUGGCAUAAAAUAGUUAACUAAAAUAAUUAUUUAGUCAAAUAGUAUUUUUAAAGUUUUUAUUAGUACACUUUUGUAUACUAUGAUUGAGAAAACAUUAAACCACUUUUGUUUUCUCUAUCUUAAAAAUGUACAUCAGCAAAAUUGCGUUUAGUAGAACUAAUUUUAUUUUGUUAACUUUAAUACUAAAGCGA
This is a messenger RNA of Melanaphis sacchari, 1152 nucleotides long. It is a transcript of the gene sicily, whose product is annotated as NADH dehydrogenase (ubiquinone) complex I, assembly factor 6. The transcript is spliced from 5 exons. The record is from RefSeq and is a predicted model, not a curated record. The coding region runs from base 80 to 982 and encodes 300 amino acids. Lineage: Eukaryota; Metazoa; Arthropoda; Insecta; Hemiptera; Aphididae. Gene Ontology annotation, biological process: mitochondrial respiratory chain complex I assembly; biosynthetic process. Gene Ontology annotation, cellular component: mitochondrion.